AUGAUUUUUUGUAUUGUUCCUAAGCAAAAUAAAAAAAUACUUACAUACCGGAGAUUCUCUGACUUAAAUAACACUGCGUUAUCAAACUCUCUUAUGCUGUCAUUAAAUAUAGGAAGAGACUCUCUGAAUGAGCUCGAUCCAAAUUCUCUACUUGAUAUUUUUCUAACCAAUGUUAUAAAUGUCCUCGAUGAGUUUGCACCAUUAUACUCGCGUACAGUCUUUCGUUCGCUUAAUCCAUGA
Cotesia congregata is the source of this 240-nucleotide messenger RNA. NCBI's taxonomy places the organism in Eukaryota, Metazoa, Arthropoda, Insecta, Hymenoptera, Braconidae. The record is from the annotation of a GenBank genome assembly.